This is a messenger RNA of Staurois parvus, 226 nucleotides long. NCBI's taxonomy places the organism in Eukaryota, Metazoa, Chordata, Amphibia, Anura, Ranidae. The record is from the annotation of a GenBank genome assembly.
AUGCCAGUCAGUGAUGCCAAUCAGUGCCACCUAUCAGUGCCAUGCUCAUCAGUGCCACCUACCAGUGCCUCCUCAGUGUCCAUCAGUGCCACCUAUCAGUGUCCAUCAGUGCAGCCUAUCAGUGCCCUUCACUACAGCCUCAUUAGUGCACAUCAGUGAAGGAGAAAACUCACUUAUUUACAAAAUUUUAUAACAAAAACUAAGAAACAAAUUUUUUUUUUCAAAA